Blastocystis hominis is the source of this 1534-nucleotide messenger RNA. RefSeq lists its product as hypothetical. Gene Ontology annotation, cellular component: mitochondrial small ribosomal subunit. The record is from RefSeq and is a predicted model, not a curated record. Bases 1 to 1524 code for a protein of 507 amino acids. Gene Ontology annotation, molecular function: structural constituent of ribosome. The transcript has 12 exons. NCBI's taxonomy places the organism in Eukaryota, Bigyra, Opalinata, Blastocystidae.
AUGCUCUCGAUUGCUUUGAGGAACCGCAUCGCAAUCUCUUCCGCGAGGAGAGUUGCACUCUAUCGUACCGUUCGGUGCUUUGCAACUCAGAGCGAAUCGGCUGCCAACAGCGAUUCUGCGGCGAAACAAGGAGAACCUGUCGAGACAGCAACUCCCAAUGCGAAUGAAAAACAAUCCACAAAGAAAGGUGUAGAGUUGCCCGAUUUCCCUGAAUUCCCGUUUAUUCAGGAUGAUUAUAAGGAAGGAAUUCGAAAUCGAGAUUAUCUGAAAAAUGUGCCUAGAGAAAAGCGUGUUGACUUGAGUAAGAAGAAAGAGGGCGACAUUGUCUAUUUUGACGACGAGGAAUUUAAGCACUACUUUCCUCAUGAUUUCUACUGUGGUUUUGAGAAGCAGAGAGAACUGACGCUUAUGAACACAAUGCAAAUUCGCAAAGAAGCUCUGCGGAUCAUAUCCAAGCUGAAUGCGUUCCAGGCGGGAGAAAGCAUCGACUUUUAUCCGUUCUUGUGCCUCACGGGUCCUCGGGGUAGUGGCAAAUCGAUGGUUCUUCGCAGCGUGUAUUACGAGUGUCGUCGUAACAACUGGAUCACGUGGUUCAUUCCCUCUGCGCGCGUGUGGACCCAUCGAGGCUACCAGGUGAUUCCGAUGACGCGUCGCUCGGGCGGUUUUUUCGCGCAGCCGGAGCACUGUCAGAAGCUUCUGCUGGACCUGCACAUCACGAGCGGCCAUCUGCUGCGGAACGUGCGCGUGAAGGGGCACUUCGACCGCUCCCUGUUCUGGGCGAAGUCGCAGUUCGGCGCGGCGAUCGACUCGGGCGCGGCGAGCCGGCUGACGGUGGACCAGCUGGUUCUGUACGGCGUGAACAGCGCGCGUGACUCGUACGAAGUGGCGGCGUACGUGAAGCGGGAACUGGAGGAGUGCACGGAAUACCCGGUGCUGAUCGCGAUCGACGACUACAACGCGCUGCACGACUACUCGCUCUUCGAGUACCAGAACCGGCCCAUCCACGCGCGGAAGCUCUACCUGCCCUCGCUGUUCCGCGUGUUCGACGAGGCGGACUGGAUGCAGGAGCGCGCCUUGGACGACUUCCCGCAGCAGCGCGCCGCGCAGCUCCAUCGCGAAGUCCCGCCCCUCCAGCCCGAGACCCCCAUGCCCCCCACGCCGCACAUCGCAUUCCAGAACACGCUGCGGAACGGCGUGGUGAUCGGAGCGGUGGAGAACCGAUACGACCACUUCAUCAAGUUCGAAGAUGUGGUCCAGCUGGGACAGAAGCACAACCUGACGGUGGGGAAGUGCAGCUUCGAGGUGUUCGACGCGUUCGUGGACAUGUUCGAGAAGAACGACAUCAUCUCGCCGAUGAACGAGUUCCAGAGAGAGUACUUGUAUGCGCACACGCAGGGAAACUACCGAGAACUGGUGUGGAACCUGCUGUGCAACCGAAGAUGGCUGUGGGACUUCACGCCCGGAAAGGCGUACCAGAAAUGGGUAGAGAACUACCCCGAAAUGAAAGAGUUGUGGGAAUCCUGAUGUCUUUUAU